Coregonus sp. 'balchen' is the source of this 3005-nucleotide messenger RNA. The record is from the annotation of a GenBank genome assembly. Lineage: Eukaryota; Metazoa; Chordata; Actinopteri; Salmoniformes; Salmonidae.
UGCAAGUGUUGGCCUGGAUUCCGGCUGAAAGAUGAUGGGAAAACGUGCGUGGACGUUAACGAAUGUUCCUCCAGCCUACCCUGCAGCCAGCGUUGCAUCAACACGUACGGCUCCUUCAAGUGUAUGUGUGUGGAUGGCUACGAAGCCCUGGAGCGAAACCCCAACACCUGCAAGGCUCUCUCAGGUAAGGCUAUUCACAUGUCUUGGCAGCAAGCUUGUACUGUAAUAUACUGCAGUCCGUCUGAAUAAUUCACUAGUGAUGUACAGUAUUUUACAUAAUUUCAAUUGAUGUUCAAGUGGUGUUCAAAAAGAUGUUUACCUACGUGUAUAUUUAGAAAUGUCGAACUUGUACUGUAGUAUACUGGUACUGUAGUCUGAUCAGGGCCGGCUUAAUGCAGGGGCUUACCGGGGCUGAAGCCCCUGGGCCCAGGCCCGUGGAGGCCCAAGAGGCAGUAUAUACUGCAACCGCCAACCACAGGAGGAUUCAGGAGCCUACUCAUAUGCGUGAGCGCUGUCAAAUCCCCAGGCGACACCGAAGCAGACAUUGCCAUUUUUCUUUAUUUUGACUAUUUUCUACAUUGUAGAAUAAUAGUGAAGACAUCAAAACUAUGAAAUAACACAUAUGCAAAAAAGUGUUAAACAAAUCAAAAUAUAUUUUAUAUUUGAGAUUCUUCAAAUAGCCACCCUUUGCCUUGAUGACAGCUUUGCACACUCUUGGUAUUCUCUCAACCAGCUUCACCUGGAAUGCUUUUCCAACAGCCUUGAAGGAGUUCCCACAUAUGCUGAGCACUUGUUAGCUGCGGUCCGACUCAUCCCAAACCAUCUCAAUUUGGUUGCGAUUGGGGGAUUGUGCAGCACUCCAUCACUCUCCUUCUUGGUAAAAUAGCCCUUACACAGCCUGGAGAUGUGUUGGGUCAUUGUCCUGUUGAAAAACAAACGAUAGUCCCAGUAAGCCCAAACCAAAUGGGAUGGCGUAUCGCUGCAGAAUGCUGUGGUAGCCAUGCUGGUUAAAUAAAUCACAGACAGUGUCACCAGCAAAGCACCCCCACACCAUAACACCUCCUCCUCCAUGCUCUACGGUGGGAAAUACACAUGCAGAGAUCAUCCGUUCACUGCACCGCGUCUCACAGAGACACAGCGGUUGGAACCAAAAAUCUCAAAUUUGGACUCCAGACCAAAGGACACAUUUCCACCGGUCUAAUGUCCAUUGCUCGUGUUUCUUGGCCCAAGCAAGUCUCUUCUUCUUAUUGGUGUCCUUUAGUAGUGGUUUCUUUGCAGCAAUUCGACCAUGAAGGCCUGAUUCACACAGUCUCCUCUGAACAGUUGAUGUUGAGAUGUGUCUGUUACUUGAACUCUGUGAAGCAUUUAUUUGGGCUGCAAUUUCUGAGGCUGGUAACUCAAAUGAACGUAUCCUCUGCAGCAGAGUUAACUCUGGGUCUUCCAUUCUUGUGGCGGUCCUCAUGAGAGCCAGUUUCUUCAUAGCGCUUGAUGGUUUUUGCGACUGCACUUGAAGAAACUUUCUAAGUUCUUGAAGUUUUCCGUGUUGACUGACCUUCAUGUCUUAAAGUAAUAAUGGACAGUCGUUUCUCUUUGCUUAUUUGAGCUUUUGUUGCCAUAAUAUGGACUUGAUCUUUUACCAAAUAGGGCUAUCUUCUGUAUACCCCCCCUACCAUGUCACAACACAACUGAUUGGCUCAAACACAUGAAGAAGGAAAGACAUUCCACAAAUUAACUUUUAAGGAGGCACACCUGUUAAUUGAAAUGCAUUCUGGAUAACUACCUCAUGAAGCUGGUUGAGAGAAUGCCAAGAGUGUGCAAAGCUGUCAUCAAGGCAAAUGGUGGCUAUUUGAAGAAUCUCAAAUAUAAAAUAUAUUUGAAUUUGUUUAGCACUUUUUUGGUUACUACAUGAUUCCAUGUGUUAUUUCAUAGUGUUGAUUUCUUCACUAUUGUUCUACAAUGUAGAAAAUACUAAUAAUAAAGAAAAACCCUUGAAUGAGUAGGUGUUCUAAAACUUUUGACCGGUAGUGUACAUGUAACUGCCAAAAUAAAGGACACACCAACAUAAAGUGUCUUAAAAGGGUGGUGGCCACCUUGAGCUGCCAGAACAGCUUCAAUGAGCCGUGGGAUAAAUUCUACAAGUUGACCUAAACCAUGCCAGGAAAAUGCACCCCACACACCAUAAUAUAAACUUUGUGUUCCUCAUUUACUCAUGUGUUUCGUUUAUUUUGGCAGUUACCGGUUGCCUACAGUCGGGAAGGCCGCAAUUUGGGCAGCACGCACGCCAAAUAUACAGCUUGUUGCAUUGUGGCCAUAGACAUAUAAUCCAUAGAAAGGUUUUGGAACCUCUUACCCUGGCAAUUGGAAUGUUAAACUCAUGGGUACACUAGCAAUGCCUGCCAGUCCUGAUUUGAAUGGGAACUGCCAUCUAUGGAUUGUAUUUCUAUGGCUGUCUUUUGCAAAUUUCAAAAUACAAUUGUGGGAAAAACGUACAGUUUGGAAAGCAAAUGUCUACAGCUGAAAAGAAAAGACUAAUCUGUCCGUAGAACCAAUAGAAAAACAAAUUCUCAACAACUCCCAAUUUUUUGAGAACAGCAGCACUGUUGUUCAAAGUAGCUCACCUUGAGAUAGGCUAAUGCCACGAUGAGCGCGUCGGCCAUCACCAUGAGUAGGAGCCUUUGGCUUCAUCUUUAUUAUUAGGUGAGUCAAUAUGACACUGGAAAUUGUAUUUAAUAGCCUACUGUAGCCUGUUAUAUGAGUUAAUGUAUUCUAAAUGACGUAGAAUUGCAUGAGUCUGAUGGAAUAGUUCCAAUGAAAGAAAUGUUGACCUUAUUCUAAAGGAUGUUUAUGGUUAUGUUCUCUUCCUUUCAGUGGAGGAACCUUUUCUUGUACUGGCAGAUCAUCAUGAAAUCCGGAAACUAAGUGUGGAUGGAUCAAAUUACACAAUUUUGAAACAGGUAAGAGGAAACCUUAUAUCUACACAAGUGGUAGUAUUUGUUUUAAACUGA